AUGCUCCCCCGCAUACCAACCUGCUCCCGUCUGUCUCCUCGUGCCGCAUUCACUACCAUCCGUAGUCUACGCCAACCAGCCCAUGACCUCGACGAUCUUCCUCCUUCGGAAAAUGACUUCAUUGUCUCGAUCUUAAGGGCUAACCCUUCCCUUCGAGAUACACGCUCCUACUUGGCAUCCUUUGGACCACGACCAAAACCACCUGCCGCGCCUGUGCGCCUCACGCCUGCUGCUGAUGGCCUCGCUACCAAGCCAUCGAUUCCUGUCGUUUUGGAAGAUGCAAAACCCAGUCCGGUUGUGUCUUCUAUCCUUGAUCCCGUCAUAAAGAGGACCGCUCUGGUCAAGAUGCAGGGUCCCUUCACGGACGUUCAACUGGAAAGCAUUUCACGUGGACUGGUCUAUCUCGAAAAGCUUGGGCUAGUCAGUGUCAUCGUUGUCGAAAGCGAUGCUGUUCCCAGAGGAGACCACGAUGAACGUGCUUUUCUCAUCGAGGAGACCAUGCGUAUUGUGACUACUCUCGAAAAACAAGGAGCCCGGGCUCGCCCGGUACUCGGCUCUGUUGUCCGACUCGGGCCACAACCUGAAGAAGAUGAUAAUGUUGUCGAUCCACCAGAGGCUCAUACCGCUCCAUCCGACUUUAUUCCCAUUCGAUCAGCGCUUCGCUCUGGAGAAAUACCCGUCAUUCCUCCAUUCGCGCUAGAUUCCUUUUGCCGCUCUGUCCGUGUAGACGCCGAUGAUGUUCUUGGGGCACUGGCGCGCGGAAUGACCCAAGCCGGCUCGACUUCAGACGAUGUUGAUCUCACGCCCAUGCGACUAAUGAUCAUAAACCGCGAAGGGGGUGUCCCCUCUUACGCACGUUCAGGCUACCCCCAUCUGCUCAUCAAUCUUACUUCGGAGUACUCCCACAUCCAUGAAACAUUUCACCAUCCAUGGCGCCAUUCUAACCCAACUGCACUCUCGAAUCUUGCUUUAGCGCGCACCUGUCUGAGCUAUAUGCCGCCGACAUCCUCUGCGAUCAUGGUUUCUCACCGUUCGCCGAGCUCUCUCAUUGCAAACCUAAUCACCAACAAGCCAGCGCUUAGUUCCAGCCUUCCUCAUGCACUUCUGCAAGGAAAUCGCCGGUUAACGCCCCAUACGCCAACUUUGUUGCGACGCGGUCUGCCGAUCCGUGUCAUCCGCUCUCUGAGCGACAUAGAUCGUCCAAAACUAAACGCCCUACUCGAGCAAUCGUUUGGACGAACGCUCGACGAGCCUGCUUUCUAUCAGCGGCUGGAAACAGCUCUCGACUUUGUCAUUGUCGCGGGAGAUUACGUCGGUGCAGCGAUCGUCACUAAUGAGCCCUCUCACAGUUCUGCUCCCGCAAUUUCAUACCUCGACAAGUUUGCAGUGUUACCAAGCCACCAAGGCGACGGUACAGUCGACUUUCUUUGGGUCGCCUUACAUGACGAGUCGUAUGGCCUUGGCCAUCCCUUUUCUGCCAAUCCGAACGGUGGGAAAGGUGGUGUGGGAGAAGGUCACGAUCUCGUCUGGCGGAGCCGCACAGACAAUCCUGUCAACAAGUGGUAUUUCGAACGCAGUUCUGGUCAUGUGAGACUGGGGCCGUGGGUCUUAUUCUGGUGCGAUGCGGAGAAACGUCUCAAAGUAGAGCAAGCGAAACGGGCCAAUGCUGGUGUCUCGUUUGUCGAAGACUGGGAGGAAGGCCGUCUUGAGAUGUGGAGUGAUGUGGUGGAGAAAAUUCCGUCCAGCUGGAAGAAGUGA
Molecule: messenger RNA, 1758 nt
Organism: Mycena indigotica
Lineage: Eukaryota; Fungi; Basidiomycota; Agaricomycetes; Agaricales; Mycenaceae
Product: N-acetyltransferase domain-containing protein
Exons: 3
Coding region: 1-1758 (585 amino acids)
Biological process (GO): L-arginine biosynthetic process
Cellular component (GO): mitochondrial matrix
Molecular function (GO): L-glutamate N-acetyltransferase activity, acting on acetyl-CoA as donor; arginine binding
Source: RefSeq, a predicted model, not a curated record